Molecule: messenger RNA, 552 nt
Organism: Rhizoctonia solani
Lineage: Eukaryota; Fungi; Basidiomycota; Agaricomycetes; Cantharellales; Ceratobasidiaceae
Product: Retrotransposable element Tf2 protein
Exons: 2
Coding region: 1-552 (183 amino acids)
Biological process (GO): negative regulation of transcription by RNA polymerase II; chromatin organization
Cellular component (GO): pericentric heterochromatin
Molecular function (GO): chromatin binding
Source: RefSeq, a predicted model, not a curated record
AUGAGCCCAUCCAACGUGCCGACAAACAUACCAGAAGCCGACCACGUGGCUGAUACCCUGGCCCAGGAAUGGAAAGAGGCAGAAUCCGCUCUACAAAUGACAAAAGAAAAAAUGGCAGGAUUGAAAGGAACCACACCGGAGUACUCUAUUGGCGAAAAAGUCUGGCUGGACGGAAGAAUGAGGUUAGGACCAUUUGAAAUCCUAGAAAAGAUCUCCAGCCACGCUUAUUGUCUAAAAUUACCGGAGACCCUGAAGAUCCACAACGUAUUCUACGUAGGGCUAUUGUCCAAAGUCCACGAAAACCCAAGCCAGCCAUUCCCAGAACAACCUCCCCCUGAAACAAUAGAGGGAGAAGAGGAAUACAAGGUAGAACAGAUCAUUGACUCCAAAAGACAACGGGGUAAAUGGUUUUACUUAAUCAAAUGGAAAGGAUAUGGACCCAAAGAUAACUCAUGGGAACCAGAGGAGCUACUCAAACAUAGUCAGGAGGAGAUCCAACGCUUCAACAAGUCGCGACUGAAAAAGGCUUGUGACUCCGCCAAGAGCCUUUAA